GUUCGAUGAAAUCAUGGGACAGCGUCAGGCUGCUGCACGAGCCGAUGCACCAGCGGAGGAGGAUUUAUUUAUCGACGUACUUCUCAGGCUUAGAGAUAAAGGCGGCCUAGAUUUUCCCAUCACAACCGAGAGCAUCAAGGCCGUUGUCCUGGAAAUAUUUAUUGGAGGAACAGAGACAUCAUCGUCGACGAUUGAAUGGGCUAUGUUUAGAGCUGGUGAAGAACCCUGAGACAAUGGAGAAGGCCCAGCGAGAGAUAAGGGAGGCGAUGCGAGUGAAGAGUAGUAGUAAGAUGGAAGAGAGUGACAUCUCCAAGUUCAGCUACCUCAAGUUGGUGAUCAAGGAGACGCUGAGGCUCCAUCCUCCAGGCCCUCUGAUGCCUCCCAGAGUAUGCGAAAACACCUGCGAGGUCAUGGGGUAUCGUGUGCCGGCCGGAGCCCGAGUCCUGAUCAAUGUGUUCGCGUUGGGGAGAGAUGAAGCCUACUGGGGCGCCGACGCCGAAAGCUUCAAGCCGGAGAGAUUUGAGAGUGGCUCAGUCGACUUCACCGGCCUCAACUUCGAGUUCAUGUCAUUUGGUGCAGGGCGAAGGAUCUGCCCUGGCAUGAAUUUUGGGCUGUCCGCAGUGGAAGUUGGGUUGGCUCACCUCCUCUUCCACUUCGACUGGAAGCUUCCUCAUGGCAUGAAGACAGAGGAUUUGGACAUGAUGGAGAUUUCCGGAACGAGUGAACCCAGGAAAACACCACUCGUUGUGCUUGCCGAUCUCGCCAUUCCUCUGCCAUAGUAGACAGUUAAUUAUAUAUGGUUUAUCUUCA
Zingiber officinale is the source of this 810-nucleotide messenger RNA. RefSeq names its product alpha-humulene 10-hydroxylase-like. Gene Ontology annotation, molecular function: iron ion binding; monooxygenase activity; heme binding. The transcript is spliced from 2 exons. Bases 234 to 779 code for a protein of 181 amino acids. Lineage: Eukaryota; Viridiplantae; Streptophyta; Magnoliopsida; Zingiberales; Zingiberaceae. The record is from RefSeq and is a predicted model, not a curated record.